UUCCAAGGAUAACUUGCUUAACACAAAAGAAAGCUAACUCUUCUCUUGUUUUCUUCUUUAAUUUUUAUAUAUGGAAAAUUACCAAUAUGAGAAGAAGCCCAGAGUUCUCUGCCUCCAUGGCCAUGGAAGUAGUGCUGAAAUAUUGAAGAAAGAAUUGGUACUUGGUUGGCCACAAUUUUUACUUGAGAAGCUAGAUUUGGUGUUCUUGGAUGGACCUUUUUUACUUCAAGAUAAAGUGGAUGCUCGUGACAUUUUUCAUCCACCCUACUAUGAAUGGUUCCAAGCUAAUAAGGACUUCAAGGAAAUUUACCAUUUUGAAGAAUGUCUUCAAUAUGUUGAAGCUAACAUGGAGAAGUAUGGACCAUUUGAUGGUGUUUUAGGUUUCAGUCAGGGAGCAAUUUUAACUGCAUCAAUGCCUGGAAUGCAAAGGGAAAGAGUGGCUUUGACCAAAGUCCCAAAAAUAAAAUUUGUGAUCAUAAUAGCAGGGGCCAAAUUUGGAGGACUCGAAUUUGGAUGUCCCAAGCUUGCUUCUAAUGCAUUUGCAUCUCCAAUUGAGUGUCCAUCUUUGCACUUCAUAGGUGAAAAGGAUCCUCGCAUACUAAAUGAAGAAGAACUUGUGGGAUGCUUCAUGAAUCCUGUUGUGAUUUAUUACCCAGAGGGUCACAAAGUACCAAACCUAGGUAAUUCAUUAAAAUUCCUAAUUGUUGUUAAAUAUGUUUUUUUUAAGAGGUAGUUACUAGUAACAAUUAUAUUUUUAGCAUUUUUUGUAAAUGACGCUAAAACCUAUAGAGACAUUAGAUCUAAUGGCAAUUAACUAAUGUCGGUCUUUAUUGAUUUGUAUAUUUAUUAUCGUUAAAAAUUGUUUUUGUGAUG
Molecule: messenger RNA, 873 nt
Organism: Solanum stenotomum
Lineage: Eukaryota; Viridiplantae; Streptophyta; Magnoliopsida; Solanales; Solanaceae
Exons: 4
Coding region: 71-733 (220 amino acids)
Source: RefSeq, a predicted model, not a curated record